This is a messenger RNA of Kogia breviceps (pygmy sperm whale), 2035 nucleotides long. RefSeq names its product purine rich element binding protein B (gene PURB). NCBI's taxonomy places the organism in Eukaryota, Metazoa, Chordata, Mammalia, Artiodactyla, Physeteridae. Gene Ontology annotation, molecular function: purine-rich negative regulatory element binding; RNA polymerase II transcription regulatory region sequence-specific DNA binding; DNA-binding transcription factor activity, RNA polymerase II-specific. The record is from RefSeq and is a predicted model, not a curated record. Gene Ontology annotation, biological process: regulation of transcription by RNA polymerase II. Gene Ontology annotation, cellular component: nucleus.
GCGGCCUGGGCGCGGCGGCGGCCGAGAAGAUGGCGGACGGCGACAGCGGCAGCGAGCGCGGCGGCGGUGGCGGGCCCGGCGGCUUCCAGCCCGCGUCCCGCGGCGGCGGCGAGCAGGAGACGCAGGAGCUGGCCUCGAAGCGGCUGGACAUCCAGAACAAACGCUUCUACCUGGACGUGAAGCAGAACGCCAAGGGCCGCUUCCUCAAGAUCGCCGAGGUGGGCGCGGGCGGCUCCAAGAGCCGCCUCACGCUGUCCAUGGCGGUGGCCGCCGAGUUCCGCGACUACCUGGGCGACUUCAUCGAACACUACGCGCAGCUGGGCCCCAGCAGCCCCGAGCAGGUGGCAGCGGCAGCGGGCGCCGAGGAGGGCGGUGGGCCGCGGCGCGCGCUCAAGAGCGAGUUUCUGGUGCGCGAGAACCGCAAGUACUACCUGGACCUCAAGGAGAACCAGCGUGGCCGCUUCCUGCGCAUCCGUCAGACGGUCAACCGCGGCGGCGGUGGCCCGGGGCCCGGCGGCCUGCAGAGCGGCCAGACCAUCGCGUUGCCCGCGCAGGGCCUCAUCGAGUUCCGCGACGCGCUGGCCAAGCUUAUCGACGACUACGGCGGCGAGGACGACGAGCUGGCUGGGGGCCCGGGCGGCGGUGCCGGGGGCCCCGGGGGCGGCCUGUACGGGGAGCUCCCGGAAGGCACCUCCAUCACGGUGGAUUCUAAGCGUUUCUUCUUCGACGUGGGCUGCAACAAGUACGGAGUGUUCCUGCGCGUGAGCGAGGUGAAGCCGUCCUACCGCAACGCCAUUACCGUCCCCUUCAAGGCCUGGGGCAAGUUCGGGGGCGCCUUUUGCCGGUAUGCGGAUGAGAUGAAAGAGAUCCAGGAGCGACAGAGGGACAAGCUUUAUGAGCGACGCGGCGGGGAUGAGUCAGAGGGAGAGGAGGUGGAUGAGGACUGAAACGCCUAGCUUCCCCUACGGGCCUCCCCACCCCACCGCUAGAGAGCCCCCCUUCCUGUUCAUCCCAGUGAGCUAGUGGAGGGGGAGCAAGGGAGGCCCCAGAAGGAGAAAACAAAAUUUUAAAUAAUAUAGUUAAUUAAGAGAAAUAACCAUAAGAGAGAACAGUCACGGACAAUUAGAGAAAAGCAGUAAAGUUCCAAGGAAUUGACAGCAACCUACAAAGAGAGGACAACAGCGCCUCCUCACUUGAGCAAAAGUCUCAGCUUCUUUUGCUUCCCAGCUGAGGUUCCUAAAUCCAUCAGGAUAAUCCUGGGUGGGGUAGAUCCUUGCACAUUGGCCAAGGAACACCUCUUGAGUUACCCAGACGCACUGAUGACAGCUGAAUUUGUAUUAUACCUGGGUAACCUGGUCUUAAGAUAGUGUAUCCCUUCACCUCCAUUGAAAUCAGCGUUUUGGAUCUAGAUCUUCAUGGAAUUCUUGUGAAGAGAGAGGCAUUUGCAGUUACCCAGUUCUGAGGGUACAAGUUUUAUGAAAAGGAAUGCAACUUUAAGUAAUCAUAGACAGGGCAAAAUAAGAAUUCAAGAAACCACCAGGGAAUACAGAAACAAAUCGGAUCCACUUUUUUUUAAAUGGUUUUGCAUGGAACCUGGAACAAGGCCCAUGUCUUGUCUUUGCAGAAUUAUUUUCCGGGAUGCAAAUGGAUUCAGAUGUCAGUCCUUGAACUAGAAUCCGUUAUUAUAUUUUGGAAGUUGGCAAAAUUUUUUCAAAGGUAAAAGCAGUUUUACAUUGGGGGUUGCUGAGGUAGGCACAAGAAGAAAUCAGGCAUAAAGCACAAGGAAAACUGUUUGAGUGGAUUGGUUGCUGCUCACUAAAGUUCUUCCCCGAUUUCCAAAUAUGGAGGUCAUGUCUUAGAUAUGAAUGAGAGCCAGAUCCCCGUGGCUCCACCGUGUGAGCCAGUGAAUUAUGGCUAAUUCGGCAGUUUCAGCCACUGGUUGGCUGAAUUUUAAACCGUAAAACUUGAAGAUAUCUACGAAAGGAACAGUGGCUACAAGCCUGAGCUUUAAUGGAAUAUAAGUCCUCACAGAAAA